Messenger RNA from Sipha flava (yellow sugarcane aphid), 405 nucleotides. RefSeq names its product KRAB-A domain-containing protein 2-like. Lineage: Eukaryota; Metazoa; Arthropoda; Insecta; Hemiptera; Aphididae. Gene Ontology annotation, biological process: DNA integration. Gene Ontology annotation, molecular function: nucleic acid binding. The record is from RefSeq and is a predicted model, not a curated record.
AUGUGGCCUGAAGUAAAGAUAGUUCAUGGAAAAGCUCGUCACAGUCAAUCUCAAGGUUCUGUAGAACGUGCCAAUCAAGAUAUAGAAAGUAUGAUUGCGACCUGGAUGGACGAAUAACACAAAAAAUGGUCAGAAUCUUUAAGAUUCGUGCAAGCUAUAAAGAACGGAGCUUUUCAUUCCGGAAUAAAACGCUCUCCAUAUGAAGCCAAGUUUGGAACUAAAAUGAAAAUGGGAUUAGCAAGUUCAAUCAUUCCAAAAAAUAUAUUAACAAACCUUCAAACAGAAGAAAAUUUAGAGGGAUUACUUACACACCCAAACUUAAAACCAAUUAAAGUUGUCGAGAUUGAUGAAGAAAUUGGAGUCGUCAAAGAACCUGUGGAUUUAAAAAGGAACGAGAGAAAUUGA